AUGUCCACAGGCUCUAAAAAGGUACCCAGCCCUGACCUGGAGAGACUCCGCCGCCGCAACGACCACACCUGGGAAAACGGCCGUCGGUACCACGGCCACGAAGACGAGUUCCCCUUCCCAGACGACUUCGAAACAACAGCGGGCAUGGUAUGGAGCUUCCUCCCCGAUAAAAGGCCAUUCAUCGCCCCCCUCUCUCUCCCCUUGAAAAGAGGCACCAAAGUCCUCGAUGUUGCAGCGCGCAGUGGGGCCUGGUUGUACUCUCUACUGGACAGCGACAUUUACGGAGACGCACGCGUUACCGGCAUCGAGCCCGCAUGGAUGGUGAAGGAGACAGGGCCAGCGUGGCUGCUGCACCGCGACCUGGAGGGCCCGUGGCCGUUUACUGCCAAGGAGGCCUUCCAUUUGAUUCACGGCGAGGCACUGGGUGGGCUCCUCGUCGACUGGGAGGGUUUUUACUCCAAUGUGUACAAGCAUCUAGUUCCCGGUGGGUGGGUGGAGAUCCGGGAGCACGACCUGCGCUUCCAUCCUCGCCAAGGCAAAGAGGAGGAAAUGGAGGGCAAGUGGGAUGCGAUUAGGGAGUGGUCUGCAUUGCUGGACGAGGCGGCGCGGAGAUUCGGCAAGCAGAUUAAUAUGGGCACCAGACAGAAGGAGCUAAUGGAGCAGGCGGGCUUGGUUGAGGUCCAGGAGCAGAUGUUCAAGGUACCUAUGAGGGAAUGGAAAGAUACCGGCAGGUCGACAAUCGGCAGGCUUACUAUUGGCGAGCUCAAUCAUGGUCAUUUGAAGAACCAUUUGGAGGGAUAUUCGCUGCGCCUAUUCACCAAGACCCUGGGCUGGUCGAGGGAGGACACGGAUGCUCUGCUGAAGCGCGUCCGCCAGGAACUUGACGACGAGAGCCUGGAGCUAUACUCGUUGUUCUACUUGGUGAUAGGGAGAAAGCCUACGAAUGCCCCGAGAAAGUAG
Messenger RNA from Aspergillus mulundensis, 960 nucleotides. RefSeq names its product class I SAM-dependent methyltransferase. The coding region runs from base 1 to 960 and encodes 319 amino acids. The transcript has a single exon. The record is from RefSeq and is a predicted model, not a curated record. Lineage: Eukaryota; Fungi; Ascomycota; Eurotiomycetes; Eurotiales; Aspergillaceae.